AUGUCCAGGAAUGACAUUCCCCCAGCCAGCUCUUCCAUGCUCUACAACUUCGUCAGGUGCCGGUCGGGUUUCUGCGGCGGCGGGAGGGUGGCAAUAAUUGCUGGAAAUUUUGAGCUUGCUGAAUAUAUCAAGAACCAUAAGGAAACUGAUACUGAUGAAUUAUCCGAUGGAUUAAAUGACAUGGGUUGUUCCUCUUCAAGUGAACAAGUGCCAUUCAGAGAGGCUCCCACCUACUCAAACAGAAGACGGAAACCCCAUAGCAUCUUGGCCACACCGCGCCUCUUGCUUCGGUCUAAUAGUGAUAACAAUUUGAACAUCAAUCUUCCUGACUGGUCAGCCUCCUCUUUAGCUUCUUCACACCGUAGCCUUUCGCCUCACCUAUUCCAACAGAUGCAGAAUAAUCCUAAUGGAACGGUGAAAACUGUUGGAAGUUACACUUCAUCCUCUCGAAGCCGUUCCCCAUCAUUAAAUAGGCUAGGAGAGGAUGCAAAGCGCCAGCAGCAACGGCACUUCGGUGCCAAUUAUAAUCCCAGUGCCAACAAGGACAUUAUAUCUGCCUUGGAUUAUCAGGGUCAAAAACGCAAACUCUAUAGUGCUGUACCUGGAAGACUAUUCAUUGUCGUGAAGCCAUAUCAACCUCAAGGAGAAGGGGAAAUACAUUUGCACAAAGGGGACAGGGUAAAAG
Python bivittatus (Burmese python) is the source of this 685-nucleotide messenger RNA. NCBI's taxonomy places the organism in Eukaryota, Metazoa, Chordata, Lepidosauria, Squamata, Pythonidae. The record is from RefSeq and is a predicted model, not a curated record.